AUGUCCUUAGCUGCACAAAAACCAUCUGUUCAGAGAAUUAUAAUAUCCAACAAACACGGCGAAAAACUCGUUGGCACAUUACAUGAAUCUGGAACACCCACCGACAUUGUUAUCUUGUGUCAUGGUUUUCGAUGCUCUAAAGAUAACAAUCUCAUAUUGAACCUUGCUGUUGCUUUGGAAAAUGCUCAAAUUAGUUCUUUCCGUUUUGAUUUUUCUGGAAAUGGGGAAAGUGAAGGUUCGUUUCAGUAUGGUAACUAUUGGACAGAAGUGGAUGAUUUACACGCUGUUGCUGAACAUUUCCGUGAAUCCAAUCGUGUAAUCCGUGCAAUUGUUGGACAUAGUAAAGGAGGUGACGUAGUGCUUCUGCAUGCUUCCAAGUAUCAUGACAUUAAAACUGUUGUCAACAUCUCUGGACGUUAUGAUUUGAAGGUAGGGAUAGAAGAACGCCUUGGCAAAGAUUAUUUGGAAAGAAUUAGGAAGGAAGGUUUCAUUGAUGCUAAGAAGAGGUCAGGAAGUUUUGAUUACCGCGUUACUGAGGAAAGUUUGAUGGAUCGCUUGGGUACAAAUAUGCAUGAAGCAUGCCUGCAGAUUCACAAAGAAUGCAGGGUCCUUACAAUUCACGGUUCUUUGGACGAAAUUAUCCCUGUUCAAGAUGCACAUGAGUUUAACAAGAUCAUACCAAACCACAAGUUGCAUAUCAUUGAAGGAGCUGAUCAUUCAUACAAUAAUCAUCAAGAUGAGUUAUCCUCAGUUGUUAUAAGCUUCAUCAAGGAAAUUGUUGACCUCAACAAGGGUACUGCUAGCUAG
This is a messenger RNA of Lathyrus sativus (Indian pea), 807 nucleotides long. Lineage: Eukaryota; Viridiplantae; Streptophyta; Magnoliopsida; Fabales; Fabaceae. The record is from the annotation of a GenBank genome assembly.